Rotaria socialis is the source of this 402-nucleotide messenger RNA. The record is from the annotation of a GenBank genome assembly. NCBI's taxonomy places the organism in Eukaryota, Metazoa, Rotifera, Eurotatoria, Philodinida, Philodinidae.
AUGGCAGAAACUAGUAGUGAUAUUUCUCGAAGUUUAGGACUUCCUUCAACAACUGGCAAGCAAUGCGUCUUCAAAUAUACCAGUGUUAGGACUAAUACAACAGUGAGAGCCACUGGUCGUUUGACGACAUUAGAACAACUCAGAGAAGAUUUUUCAGCUGAUAAUAUUCAAGUAUGCCCAGAGAACAAUGUCGAGUAUUAUAAAAAAAAUUCUGAAGGAGGUCCUCGGUUCUUUGCGUGCCAAUCUAAUGAGUCACCAACAAAAGUAUAUUAUUGGGACAAUGGAAAUUGGUAUGGAUAUCGUAGUUUGCAGUCUGUGGAAUUUUACGAUAUGCAGACCGUCCAUGAUACAGAAAAUAUUGCACAGAUUCCAUACCAACCGAUUGACAGUAGAUCUUAUUAA